GUCGCCGCCAGGGGGAGUGUCCGUCGGGAAACGUGGUGUUGCUUCCUUGGUGUGAAGGUGCUUUCAAACUUCAGGUUUCUGAUCCUUUCCCCUGGGUUCUGAAGAGCGUAGAGGAAGAUGGAGACCGAGUCCGGGGCGCAAACAUCAAAUCAGACGCAAACAGAUUCAUUAUCUCCAUCCCCUAAUCCUGUAUCACCUGUGCCUUUGAAUAACCCAACAAGUGCCCCAAGAUAUGGAACAGUGAUCCCUAAUCGCAUCUUUGUAGGAGGAAUUGACUUUAAGACAAAUGAAAACGAUUUAAGAAAAUUUUUUUCCCAGUAUGGGUCUGUAAAAGAAGUGAAGAUUGUAAAUGACAGAGCUGGAGUGUCCAAAGGGUAUGGUUUCAUCACUUUUGAAACACAAGAAGAUGCACAAAAAAUUUUACAAGAGGCUGAAAAACUUAAUUAUAAAGAUAAGAAACUGAACAUUGGUCCAGCAAUAAGAAAACAACAAGUAGGAAUUCCUCGUUCCAGUAUAAUGCCUGCAGCUGGAACAAUGUAUCUAACAACUUCAACUGGAUAUCCUUACACUUAUCAUAAUGGUGUUGCUUAUUUUCAUACUCCAGAGGUAACUUCUGUUCCACCACCUUGGCCUUCACGUUCUGUAUCUAGUUCCCCUGUGAUGGUAGCUCAGCCAGUUUAUCAGCAACCUGCGUAUCACUAUCAGGCCCCUGCACAGUGCCUACCAGGACAGUGGCAGUGGGGCGUUCCUCAGUCUCCUGCAUCUUCUGCUCCAUUCUUAUACCUGCAACCUUCUGAGGUUAUUUAUCAACCGGUGGAAAUCGCACAAGAUGGUGGAUGUGUCCCUCCUCCACUGUCUCUGAUGGAAGCCUCAGUUCCAGAGCCAUAUUCUGAUCAUGGAGUUCAAGCAACAUAUCACCAGGUUUAUGCUCCAAGUGCCAUCGCUAUGCCUACACCUGUGAUGCAGCCUGAGCCAAUUAAAACAGUGUGGAGCAUUCAUUAUUAAGACAACUGGGCAGCUCUAGUCCAGCUCAACUGAUUUCUUGUCCAAUGAUCCUUGUGUGGCCAAGAUCCAGCUUCAACGAACGGUCUAGAAGCUGCCCAUUGUGACACUUAGGGUUAGUUAAUACCUCGCCAUACUUAUUUAUUCCAUUAUAAGCUGUCUAAAUUCGAUGAAAUUUGCUUUUUCAGCUGUUCUACAAAACUAUUUAGGUAGUUGUGGCAUGUUGGUUUGUUUAUGUGUUAAUCUAACUGUAGUGAAUUUUCUACAUGUUUUAUCCAUUCCAUAAAUAAUAACCACAUUGGGAAUAGUGAGGUGUCUUUCAUUUUCUCUGCUUUGUGUUAUUUCUUUUCCUCUCAAUCUUUUAGGAGUAAUGUUUAAUAGUCAUUACUAUUUAUUUUAGUAUUUAGGAUAAGAGUCCUCUCUAAUGCUAAUAGAAUUUUUAAUACUUUCAUGCCUUGUGGUAUAAGUACAUUUGAUCUUAAUGAUUCAGUUCUAAUACUGGCUAUUUUAUCAUUUAAUAUGUUUUUGACUGAGUUUUUAUUUAUUACUGCUAUUCCUUAUUUAAUUUUGCUUCUGCCAUGGUUUUCAAAAUUUGAGUAAUAUUUAUACUUUUUUUAUAACAUUUUCCAAAUAUUAGAAACACUUCAACAUGAUCAGUUUUCUUACCUUUUCAUAUGAUUAAUUUGACUAUAUUAAAUUUUUACUCUAAUAUUUGUGAUAAUGCUGAAGCCUUUUAUAAUAUAAGCCAUUUGGUACCCAAAUUUAUAUAAUACGGUUCACCUAGUAGAAUUGUUUUGAUAAAAGAAGGGCUCACCUCUGACAUCCCAUAAUACUGACUGAUACCCCACUAUAUUUUGGUAUCCUCUACUGCUUUAAUAUUUUGACUUUUUAUUCUUAUAUGUUACCAAUAUAUUCAAUUAUAUGUUAUUAAUAUUUUAAAAGACAGUUAUUUUCAUAAAAAGCAAAGCUAUUUCUUACACCAAAGGAAAACUUUAAAUUCUGAUUCUAAAGCCAAUCUUAUUAUAAAAUUAGAAAAUAGGUAGGGAGGAAAAGCCAUUGUUCAAAAGUUACAGAACAAAUUAUUUUCAUCACUGUAAUUUCUGUAAUAGUAUUAAAAAAUCCACUUUACAUUCAUUUGCAAUUCUUUUACUUGACUUCCUAAUUUUAGGUGAGAAGAGGAAAAUCCAUAAAUACUGGCAUUACCCUAAUUUAUCUCUCCUCUCUCCUUUUCUAUGCCCAAAUGUAUUACAUGUUCAACAGCAUAAGCAGAAAUAAUAAGACUUAGAUCCCAAAGAUUUUCCUGAUGAGUCAAAUAGGGUGUUUCUUUUGAAACCAUAAUAAACAGUAGGACUAUAUGAUUAUAUAUUAGCCUACAAGUAUCCCAUGCACAUUAAUUAUUCUGUUUUUAGAAAUAUAAAUAGACUAAUAAGUCCCACAAUGAAAUUUCAAAAGUUUUUGUUCUGUAAGUAAAAAUGAUUGACCACUGAUGUUAGAGAUAUUUUAAUAGCACUCUCCUUGAUUUUCAAAAUGUUUAACAUGAUGCUAAACAAAUCCUGGACUGUUAAUAAAAGUUAAUGAUGUAUUAUUGGAUAAGGAAUUUUGAUAAUAAUUGAUACCCAAGUGUGUUUCUUCCACAAAACUAUAGAGAUCUGCGUACACACAUAUACUAUGUACACACACACACACACACACACAUAUAUAGAUUAUAUACACAUGCACAUUAUAUAUACAUACAAUUCAUAUACACACUUUCUUAGAAUUUAGCUUCAUUUUGUGAAGCUAAUUAAAACUGUGGAAUUCACUGUCAACCAGAAUAUAUGGAGGACAUCAUCAACUUUCUUUACGACCUAGUUUGAUAGCCCAAACAGGUUAUUUCUAAAACCAGAUUGAGACGAUAAAAAUUCUCCUUAUAUAACUAGGUAAAAGCCAUUUUAUUUUUCUCUUUUUUGUAUUAUAUCAUCUAUAGAUAAAUUUGAAGUUUCCAUUUAGUUCCUAUUUUGAAAGGCCAAUCUGAAGACAUCUGAGGAAAUUCACUGGGUUAGAGUGAAAUGGAUAAUACAAAUAUUAGUAUCAUCACAUGUACCAAAAUCACAAAUAACUUUGCAACCUGUUUUCCCCAAAUCUCUAAUAUAAUCAGAGAUAGAAAGAUGGUAGCAUGUCAAAAAAUAAAGGAUCUUGGAAAAU
Molecule: messenger RNA, 3186 nt
Organism: Neofelis nebulosa (Clouded leopard)
Lineage: Eukaryota; Metazoa; Chordata; Mammalia; Carnivora; Felidae
Gene: BOLL
Product: boule homolog, RNA binding protein
Exons: 11
Coding region: 118-1005 (295 amino acids)
Molecular function (GO): protein binding; RNA binding
Source: RefSeq, a predicted model, not a curated record